Molecule: messenger RNA, 4969 nt
Organism: Oncorhynchus mykiss (rainbow trout)
Lineage: Eukaryota; Metazoa; Chordata; Actinopteri; Salmoniformes; Salmonidae
Product: SH3 domain-binding protein 4
Cellular component (GO): cytoplasm
Molecular function (GO): protein binding
Source: RefSeq, a predicted model, not a curated record
CCCUCGCGGUGACAUCAGCAGGGUCCUGCUCUCUCUUCCCAUCGCCAAAGACUCACAAAGGACUACAACUGGAUAGUCGGGAACUCGCAAAACUACGCCCGUUUGAUGCAUUUAUUCCAAAGGAUUUAUUUAAGGGACUUUUACUAGACACCAUGGAAGGCUGUUGAUGGCUAACUCUGCCUUUGGCUAAAACGUAACUCAGGAGAGCAGCAUGAACACGUAGGUUGGGUGUGCAGGGAAAUAACCAACAAUGGCCGCCCAUCGAAUCAGAGCGACAAACAACAACAUCGCACUGCCGCGCUGCAAGUCAGAGGGGACACUCAUUGACCUCAGUGAUGGAGUGUCUGAAUCCAACUGUCUCACAGAUGUCAAAGUGCCUUCUCCCAGUGCCUUAAGACUGGACGCCACUGCCUCCUUCGGCACUGCCAGGGAAGUCGUUGCUAUUAAGGAUUACUGUCCCUCCAGCUUCACCACCCUCAGGUUCUCCAAGGGAGAACAUCUCUUUGUGCUGGACACAUCGGGUGGAGAGUGGUGGUACGCCCACAACAGCACUGAGAUGGGUUACAUCCCUGCGACAUACGUCCAGCCCAUCAACUACCGGGACUCCUCCUUCAGUGACAGCGGUAUGAUCGACAGCCUAGGAGACUGCUCUGUUGAGGAGGGAGCCAAGGAGCUGGACCUCCUUGGAGAUUGGACCGGGGUGAUGCUGAAACCUACUGCCCCCCAAAACGGGAACCCCUUUGCCCCCCAUCACCAGCACCUUAGCCGUAGCUCCACUAACCCUUUCCUCAACGGGGCCCUUCAAGGUUCUUUGGAUCAGAACAGUAAUGAGAACAGUAAGUCAGUGGACCUUCUUCUUUUUGACAACCUAGCCUCCUCUGUCCCACCAAACUCUACCAGCAGUAGCAUCAACAUCAACGGCUUUGGCAGUGGCAUUUUCGAUCUGAAACCCAUCAGCCCCAGUUUGGGAGUGGGCCAAAUGUUACGCAGGGACAACCCAUUCUUCAGGAGCAAGCGAUCCUACAGUCUCUCAGAACUUUCAAUCCUGCAAGCUCAAAAUGACGUCCCUCAGGCAUCCUCAGGUUUUUUUGGAGGCCUGAAAGCCCCUGCACCUGAACAGUUCCAGAGCAGAGAGGACUUCCGGGCGGCGUGGCUCAAUCACCGCAAGCUAGCCAGGUCCUGCCAUGACCUGGACUCCUUGGGUCAGAACCCAGGCUGGGGACAAACACAGCCAGUGGAGACCAACAUUGUGUGCCGUUUAGACAGUUCUGGAGGAGCUGUCCAGCUUCCAGACACCAGCAUCAGCAUCCACAUCCCAGAGGGCCACGUGGCCCCUGGAGACUCCCAGCAGAUCUCCAUGAAGGCCCUGCUGGACCCACCGCUGGAGCUCAACAAUGACCGAACAACGACCGUAAGCCCUGUGGUGGAGAUCAAGCUCGGUAACAUGGAGACCAAAACCACAGUCACCCUUGAGAUGACGGUGUCCGUUAUGGUGAAGAACGAGAGCAGGCAGACGACAAAGGUCAUAUGUGUGAGGAGUGACUGCAAGGAGGGGCCCUACACACCAAUCCCCCAAGCCUAUAUGUAUGGGGACAACAUCCAGGUCUGUCUGGAUAACCUUGAGCCGUGCAUGUAUGUGUCUGUUGUGGCCCAGGCCCAGUCAGUUGCUCCAGAAACCACUGUUUGGGACAACGUGGUGAAGAAGGUCACGCUCGGUGUCUAUGGUCCCAAGCACAUUCACCCAUCCUUUAAGGCUGUGGUGGCCAUCUUUGGCCAUGACUGUGCCCCAAAAACAUUACUGGUGAGUGAAGUAGGGAAGCAGGCCCAUGCCACCCCUCCAGUGGCUCUUCAGCUCUGGGGGAAGCACCAGUUUGUCCUGGCAAGGCCCCAGGACCUUCGGGUUGGUGUUUACUCCAACAUGGCCAACUAUGAGGUAAAGGCCAGUGAGCAGGCCAGGGUGGUUAGGGGUUUCCAGGUCAAACUGGGAAAGGUUAGCCGGAUAGUCUAUGUGAUCGCCUCACGCACUGCUGAUGAUGUCUCAGAUUUCACAUUACGUGUCCAGGUCAAGGAUGACCAAGACUGUAUUCUCGCCCAGUUUUGUGUUCAAACUCCAACACCUCCACCCAAGACCGGUCCACAAACAUCUGUGCAGAGGCGCUUCCUGAAGAAGAAGGAACUAGGGAAAAUUGUCUUGUCCCCUCUGGCCAUCACUACCAAAUACCCUGUGUUCCAUGACCGACGAAUCCGCAACCUGAAGUUUGGCAAGUUGAUCAAAACAGUCAUCCGUCAGACCAAGAACCAAUACUUACUGGAGUACAAAAAGGGGGAUUACUUUGCCCUUCUGAGCGAAGAGAAAAUCAAAUUGAAGGGACAGUUGUGGACUAAGGAAUGGUACAUCUGUUACUAUCAGGGUAGAACAGGGCUUGUACAUGCAAAAAAUGUUCUGUUGGUGGGCAAAGUAAAACCCAUUUACUUCAGCGGUGCUGAACUAACCACUACACUCUUACUGGAUCAGAUCCUGAAGCCCUGCAAGUUCCUGACGUACAUCUAUGCCUCUGUGAGGACUAUACUGAUGGAGAACGUAGGAAGCUGGAGGGCGUUUGCCGAUGCCCUGGGUUACGUUAACCUACCGCUCUCACACUUCUGCCGUGCAGAGCUGGACAGCGAGCCUGAGAGGGUGGCGUCUGUUCUGGAGAAGCUGAAAGAGGACUGCAAUAAUACAGAGGGCAAGGAGAGGAAAUCCUUCCAGAAGGAACUCAUGACAGCGUUGCUGAAGAUGGACUGCCAGGGCCUGGUGGCCAGGCUGGUGAUGGACUUUGUCCUGCUGACCACGGCGGUGGAGGUGGCUGGGCGGUGGCGGGAACUGGCUGAAAGGCUAUCCAAAGUGUCCCGUCUGCAGCUGGAUGCAUACGAGGGACCGCACAGAGACAAGAACGGAGUGAUGGACAACGAGGCCAUGUGGAAGCCAGCCUAUGACUUCCUACUGACGUGGGCUGCCCAGAUUGGGGACAGCUACCGGGACGUGAUCCAGGAGCUCCACAUGGGCCUGGACAAGAUGAAGAGCCCCAUCACCAAGCGUUGGAAACACCUGACGGGAACGCUCAUCCUCGUCAACUGCCUGGAUACGCUCCGGAGCUCAGCCUUCAGCCCCGCCUCUCAGGACGACUGUGCCAUAUAGACCAAACUGACCAUAAUCAUUGUCAUCAUCACUCAUAGGGUGCAGCUUGUCUCCUUCCCUUAUAUCUCCGCUAAUUGGAAAGCAAUUUAUUUCCCACCCGUAUAGAUGAUAGAAGAGGAUGAACCUUUGGACUGUUGAUACAGACUCCGCCUCCUGCUGUCCUUCCUAUGUCCAUCACCAUCCCAUCCCCACCCUUGACCCAACCCCACCCCUGUGGAUCACCCCUGUGAUCAUUUUUGCAUAUCUUCCUAUGCUCCGCAACCUUAUUCCCUGUUUGUAUUGAAGAUUCUGAACAACAGCUGUCUGUCUGGUCCCUCUGAGUCUUGCUUCCUCUGAAUCUGCCUUUAGUCCUUAUGGGGGUGAGGGGCUGGACUGCUAGACUACUCCCAGGAGGAUUAGACUGCUAGACUGUCCCCCCUCACUCCUAGAAGGACUAGACUCCCCCUCACCCCUUGGAGGACUAGACUCCCCCUCACCCCUAGGAGGACUAGACUCCCCCUCACCCCUAGGAGGACUAGACUCCCCCUCACCCCUAGGAGGACUAGACUCCCCCUCACCCCUAGGAGGACUAGACUCCCCCUCACCUCCAGGAGGACUAGACCCCCCGCUCACCCCUUGGAGGACUAGACUCCCCCUCACCCCUUGGAGGACUAGACUCCCCCUCACCCCUUGGAGGACUAGACUCCCCCUCACCCCUAGGAGGACUAGACUCCCCCUCACCCCUAGGAGGACUAGACUCCCCCUCACCCCUAGGAGGACUAGACUCCCCCUCACCCCUAGGAGGACUAGACUCCCCCUCACCCCUAGGAGGACUAGACUCCCCCUCACCCCCAGGAGGACUAGACUCCCCCUCACCCCCAGGAUGACUAGACUCCCCCUCACCCUCAGGAGGACUAGACUCCCCCUCACCUCCAGAAGGAUUAGACUCCCCCUCACCUCCAGGAGGACUAGACCCCCUCACCUCCAGGAGGACUAGACUCCCCCUCACCUCCAGGAGGACUAGACUCCCCCUCACCUCCAGGAGGACUAGACUGCUAGUCCUCAACCACCCAUCUUUGUAUAGCCACCAGCCAAACUACACAAUGCUACAGUCUCAGUAUUCACAAAGACUAUUUUAAUCUUCAUUGUCUGGCAUAGUAUGUAUUUUUUUUACUCUAAAUAUGGCACAGCAUUUUUUAAAGACACUUUGACACCUUUCGUUCAUAACUGUGGACUCGAUCCAGUGCAAAGACAACGUUUCUAAAUGGUAUCCUUGUUCUCUAGCCUUGUCACGUGUGUCAAACGAGCUAAAUAUAAUGUGUUUAUUUAUAAAGCGUCGGAGUUGUUCAGAAGAAAGCGCUCUCUUAUUGUUUCCUCCUACUGUGGUCCGUUUUAAUUCAACUACUUUGUUAGUGAACAUAUUUCUAAGGGCCGAGUGAAUAACUGUGCAUAACUCACAGAUUAACUUUGUUCUUUCAUUUAAAAUAAAUUCAUCUCUCACCGCUUUUUCACCUCUCUUAACUAUCUUUUAAAAGGAAACCAUAUGGCCUGCAGUUAUUUAUAUACUAGACUUAGUGAAUAUGUUGUACCGAAGCUGGUCACCAGUUAAUAUGACUCUACAUAUAACUACAUAUAUGCCUCAUUCAAUAUCCAACCACUGUUACAAUGCUAAAACUCUGUUAAAGAUUCUGGGUAUGUUUUCUCCCCUGUUUGUGUUGUUAAUACACAUUUCACAUCUGUUUUGUGGCUGCAUACUUUUGUGGAGAAUAUAAAUAAAAAUGUGAAUAUUUUUUACGCAAUUCAUUAUGCUGA